Molecule: messenger RNA, 600 nt
Organism: Bicyclus anynana (squinting bush brown)
Lineage: Eukaryota; Metazoa; Arthropoda; Insecta; Lepidoptera; Nymphalidae
Exons: 2
Coding region: 155-388 (77 amino acids)
Source: RefSeq, a predicted model, not a curated record
AGCCGGCCGUAUCUAGAAUGUCACCGAUACGUUGGAUACUUUAUUCGAGUCGACUCGCGUACGCUCGCCACACGGAAGAGUGUCAAAUAAAUACAGGUUGAAAUAUAUCCGCUGUCGGGUUCUGUGAUCCUGGUAUAUACGUGCCAUUUGAAGAAUGAAUUUUUGCCUGUUUUUCGUGUUGUUCGGUUAUUUUUUCGCGUGCACCAGUGGGAUGCUGUACAGGCGGGACUCCGAUAAUGUUUUGAAGCCCGAUCUAAUGCCAGUCUCCUCAACAGUAUUGCCAUUGCCGUACUAUUCAGUGUACGGAUAUGAGAAGAAACUGCUCCGGGAUAAACAAAGGAAGCGACCCAUGGGAAAAAUAUCGCUAGUCACUAAGGAACCGAAAUAAAAACGACACCUAAUAGUUUAGCCGUUAAUUUUAUCCGUUUUUCCCGCCCAUGGGAAGAAUUAGGACUUAAUCUGUGGUAGUGAUUUCAUAAUGUGCCUUUUAUUAUAUAGUAUCGAUACAAAAAAUGCUAAAAUGCAUAUUCUUUUAAACCCGACUCUAAAUCGAAUUUUAUAAUAUACUUAAUUAAUUAUUUGGGAAAGUGGUCAAUUUGA